CCUGUCCCUCUUGUUCCUCCCACUUUGUCCUUUUUUUCCAUUGACACCCUUGUGCCCUACCUCGCACAACCAGCUCACACAGCUCCUACUUCCUCGGUCCUAAGCUCGGCGUUGCUGAGUACAGUUGCGCUACAGUUGCGCUCUCGGUCUCUAGAGCUCGGGAGAGCUAAAGCUCUCUCCGAGAUCGUGCAAACAUGUAGGAAGUUCGGCAAACAGAUCCAGCGCAGGCAGCUAGAUCUCCCUGAAUAUGCCGCCAGCUUUGUCAACUACAAGGCAUUAAAGAAGUUGAUCAAGCAACUCAGCGCCACCCCAACUAUCCCGGCACAAAGAACUGCCGAGGAAAUCGCUGGAGCACAUGUCGACUCACAAGGCGCCUUGCGCGCAAAUAAGGAGGUGUUCUUCUUUCGCUUGGAACGAGAGAUUGAAAAAGUCAAUACAUUUUAUCUCCAGAAAGAAUCAGAGUUUUCUCUGCGCCUAAGGACGUUGGUCGACAAGAAGCGGGUGACUCAGUCCCGAACUACGUCGAAUUCAAAAGCACCGUCGAAUUUUGUGGCUAUGUUCGAAGGCUUCCAGCAAUUCGAUGGCGACUUGAAUAAGCUACAGCAAUUCGUCGAGAUCAACGAGACUGCCAUGUCCAAGAUCCUUAAGAAAUGGGACAAGACUUCUAAAUCUCGCAUGAAAGAGCUAUAUCUGCAUCGGGCUGUCGAAGUGCAGCCAUGUUUCAAUCGUGAAGUCCUCCGGGAUCUUGCCGAUAGGGCUACUACUGCCCGCUUGGAGUUAGAGGCCUGGGCCGAAGGGGAGAAUAUUCAAUAUGAUACCUCACGGCCUGUGGAUCGCACCGCAACCCUGGCCUCGGAAGAGGAUGAGCUGGACAACCAGAUCCUGCAAUCAGCCUCGACGGGUAAUCUCCAGACCUUGCGUGAAUGGCUGGCUAGGCUACAGCAGCUGCCGGACGCUCGUGACCGCGCCACUCGCACAUUCCUCGGCGCUAUCAACGGAUUCCCAGAUGAGGUGCUCGCUCUGAUCUUGGAAAGUCAGCUGGUUGACAUACAUGCCGAGGACGAUAUUAAUGAACGAAACUGCCUUCACGAAGCCGCCAUCUCGGGCCGAACGUUUGUCUUCCACGCAGGUCUCAAGGCAUCCGUUGAUUACGCCCGGGCUGAUGUUUAUGGCCGAAUCCCUCUCCACUAUGCGUGUAUGCAUGGUCGUGUGGAUAUGGUGCGAGACCUGCUGACAGCGGGCCCUCAUACCGUUGAUAUCAUGGACCAUGAUAACUUUACUCCCUUAAUUCACAGCAUUGUAAAGGGCCAGUUGGCAUGCGCGGAGCAGGUCUUAUGUAGCAAUGCCCGUGUGGACCCGGAGCCAGAGUCUCCCUCUUCUAAGGGAAUAGACCAUCAUCCUCUGAAGGGACCGGAUCAUAUUCCCUUGAACCUCGCCUGUCAACACGGCUCUCUCCCCAUCGCGAAGAUGCUUCUUGAGCGGAAUGCGAAGUUGCUGCCAGAUGCCGAGGGUCUAUACCCCCAGCACAUGGUCGCCCGCGCUUCACAAUCGCCAGAGCUACUACUGUUGCUGAAGCAGCAUGGUGCCGACCUCGAUCAAAAGGAUAAGCUUUACCAGUGGACUCCGUUGUUCCAUGCAGCCAGUGAAGGCUGCGUCCCCUGCCUACGCACUCUCCUCGAGUGUGGCGUCGAUGCUCAGGUCCCAGAUGAAAAGGGCCUUUCGGCCAUGUACUAUGCUGCAUGGGAAGGGCAUCUGGAGUGCAUGCUUCUUCUUUGGGCUCAGCCAUCUCGCAAUAAGCCUUCACUUGGACCGCUCGACAUUCUCAAUGGCAUGCGGAUGCACGAGGCUGGUCUGAUGGGCGACCCGAUGUCCAUGGACACGAAUGUCUCUGAGAUGGAAAUGGCCGAUGGAAUUCCGGAUCUGGAGUUACCUCCCCCUAUUAUUCCUCUUCGUCGCUAUGGUCACAACUUCCUUGACAAGAAGGUAUUCGUCCAGCUUUUGUUUGAUCAAGGAAAUGUGGGAUCUAUUGCCUUUGAUCAGGCCGGCCGCCAUCCUGCUGCUCGCAUGACUAUUUCUUCCAAGCUGUCAGAUCUCAUUCCCCGUACUAUCAUGCUACCCAUACAGGAUGAGACACGCACGAUAUCGUUCCACGUGGAUAAUCUGGACACUUUUGCCGUGGACUUCGAGAUCUUCCCUACAUUCGGUUCAAAGGUUAUUGCAAAGAGUGUGGCUCUUCCAGAGAUCUUCCGCGCUGAGUCGUCGAGCACUGGCUCGUGCUGCUUACCUCUGUUUGAUCCACGACUCCGUGCUAUCGGCCAGCUGCGCUUCAACUUCCAAGUCAUCAAGCCAUACCACGGCGAUCCCUUGGAAAUCACACACUUCGCCACAUAUUGGAAGGCGACUAGCGCUAUUGAUUCAGAGCACAAUGGUCUGGUGACUGGUUCAAGUUUGUCCGGAGAUUAUGUCCAACUCUUUGUACAAUUGACCCGGGAUCGUGUCGCCGUCCUCUACCCGCAAUUCAUGAUCAACCACCACGGUGUUGAUAUUCCGGUGUCUCAUUUGACUUAUACCCAGUUCCAGGCCAUUGGCGCUGAACGCGGUGUCAACCACCCCCAGAUCCUCCAUUUCUUGGAACAACAGGCGACAAACGAUAUGCCACAGACUCAUCGACUCCUAGCUGCGUCAUUCUUGUCGUUACGUGAUGUCUUGCGCCAACUGCCCAUUGACUUGAAUGUCAACAUCUCGAUCCUCUAUCCAUCACCCGCGGAGGAGAAGAAGCUCGACAUGACCUCUUUGGCGGAUGUCAACAGCUUCGCAGAUAUCAUUUUGACCGAUGUCUUCGAUCAUGCCCGUGUGGCCCGCGACAGGAACCCAGAAUUCAUGCGUUCCGUGGUAUUCACGUCUUAUAACCCGAAUAUCUGCAGUGCUCUCAACUGGAAGCAACCCAAUUAUCCGGUUCUUCUCUGCAAUGAUCUCGGUCAGAUCCGGGAUCUGGCUGGAAAUGUCGACUCACUGCCUCAUGUCAAUAGCAGUGGUCGGGCCUCGAUGUCGAUUAAGGAGUCUGCUCGCAUUGCCCAGAGUAACAACUUUAUGGGAUUGAUCUGCAGAUCCAGCCUCUUGAAUGUGGUUCCGGCGCUCGUGGAAACCAUCAAGGAGCUCGGCCUUGUGCUUGUGGCUGACACCUCUGACGAGGCCGGUCAGUCGGAUCGAAUCGAGGAGCUUCCCACCGCCGAUACUAUGGGCGUUGCGGAAUGGGCAUACCGUAUGCCCGACGGAGUCAACGGCGUGAUGAGAGCCAACGGCAUCCUGAGAUUUAACGAUAUGAUCGACAUGUGA
This is a messenger RNA of Penicillium paradoxum, 3336 nucleotides long. RefSeq lists its product as uncharacterized. The transcript has 7 exons. The annotation marks the transcript as partial. Gene Ontology annotation, biological process: glycerophospholipid catabolic process. The record is from RefSeq and is a predicted model, not a curated record. Gene Ontology annotation, molecular function: glycerophosphocholine phosphodiesterase activity; protein binding. NCBI's taxonomy places the organism in Eukaryota, Fungi, Ascomycota, Eurotiomycetes, Eurotiales, Aspergillaceae.